CGUGUGCUGUCAUCAUAAAAUGGCGGCCUGAGGCGAACGGACUCGGUCUCGCCUUCCUCAGGCCAAGACGCUCCAUCCCUCUACCAAAAUGCAGUAUUCCCAUCACUGUGAGCACCUUCUAGAGAGACUGAACAAGCAGCGAGAGACAGGCUUCCUUUGUGACUGCACGGUAGUUAUUGGUGAAUUCCAGUUCAAAGCUCACAGAAAUGUGCUUGCCUCCUUCAGCGAGUACUUUGGUGCAUUUUACAGGGAUGCCUCUGACAGUAAUGUGAUUUUGGAUCAGACUCAAGUGAAGGCUGAUGGAUUUCAGAAACUCCUGGAGUUUAUAUACACGGGAAACUUAAACCUUGACAGUUGGAAUGUUAAAGAAAUUCACCAGGCUGCUGACUAUCUCAAAGUGGAGGAGGUGGUCACUAAAUGUAAAAUAAAGAUGGAAGACUUUGCUUUUAUUGCUAAUCCCUCCUCUACAGAGAUUUCUAGUAUUACGGGAAACAUUGAACUGAACCAACAGACGUGCCUCCUCACUCUUCGAGAUUACAAUAAUCGAGAGAAAUCAGAUGCCCCUUCUGCAGACUCAGUUCAGCCACAAGCAAAAAAAGUGGGUUUAGAAAAGAAAUCUACUCAGACCAGAAAGCGAAAAAAGACUUUUAACUCUCAGAAAAACAUGAAGAAUAAACCAGUGCAAUAUCAGAAUGACAUAAUUGAGAACUCAUCAGUUGAUAUGUUUUUAGAUGCAAAUAAACUUGCCACACAGAUAACGGAACAAGCUGCCCAAGGCAGCGAUAACUCAGAGCUACAGCUAGCGUCUGUGGUGGAAAGUGAAACUUUUGCAGCACAAGAUGUUUUGGUUCAGACUAUUACAGUGAAACAAAAACGGGGGAAGCCACAGCAGAACUGUGCAUUGAAAGAACAUAGUAUGUCUAAUAUAGCUAGUGAAAAGAACUCUUACCAACUGGAGAGCUCUGGAGAAGAACUCGAUCAGAAAUACUCCAAGGCCAAACCAGUGUGCAACACUUGUGGGAAAAUAUUUUCAGAAGCCAGUAGUCUACGACGACACAUGAGAAUACACAAAGGAGUAAAGCCUUAUGUAUGUCAACUCUGCGGGAAAGCAUUUACACAGUGUAAUCAGCUGAAAACACAUGUCAGAACGCACACAGGGGAGAAGCCAUACAAAUGUGAAUUGUGCGACAAAGGCUUUGCCCAGAAAUGCCAGCUAGUUUUCCACAGUCGCAUGCAUCAUGGAGAAGAGAAACCAUAUAAAUGUGAUGUAUGCAAUCUGCAGUUUGCAACUUCAAGCAAUCUGAAGAUCCAUGCCAGGAAGCACAGUGGUGAGAAGCCCUACGUGUGUGAUAGGUGUGGGCAGAGGUUUGCUCAGGCCAGCACACUGACGUACCAUGUUCGUCGCCAUACAGGAGAGAAGCCGUAUGUGUGUGACACCUGUGGGAAAGCAUUUGCAGUGUCCAGUUCUCUGAUCACUCAUUCUCGAAAACAUACAGGAGAGAAACCAUAUAUAUGUGGCAUUUGUGGCAAAAGUUUUAUUUCCUCAGGAGAGCUCAAUAAACAUUUUCGGUCUCAUACAGGUGAAAGACCAUUUAUCUGUGAACUGUGUGGAAAUUCUUACACAGAUAUAAAAAAUUUAAAAAAGCACAAAACAAAAGUUCACACAGGAUCUGAAACCACCCUUGAUUCUAACACAGUUGAUAAUUCCUACAAUGAGCAAGAAUCCAUUCAGAAUCAGAAAAGCCCUUUGUCAGAGUCUGCAGAUGUGAAGCCUUCUGAGAUGUCUUUACCACUUCCUCUUCCCAUUGGGACGGAAGACCAUCAGAUGCUGCUGCCUAUAACUGGUAAUCAGUCUCCUUCCUCAGACACAUUGCUGAGGUCUGCUGUGACUGGAUAUUCAGAACCUCAGUUUAUUUUCCUGCAGCAGUUGUACUGACUCUGUGCGAUAUGGGAAUCAACAAGACAAUCCUGGUAGUGAACACACACAUUAUUGGUAAGGUGAACGUCAUCAUCCAAGAUGUUGGACUUACUCUUACUCAUUCAUUUGAGUGAAGACAUUUGGAUUCCGUGGCCAACUGGUAAUUCUGUGACUGAAGAAUCGCACCAAAAAGCAGGGCCUUGAAUAUAAGUGACAAAGGUCCACUCCAUGUGACCAGAUCUAAGGCUGCAUUUUCUGACCAAAAAUACAGCAAAGGUAUAAGGAUGAACGCAGUUUUAGUAAUUAGUAUUGCACAAAAGAAAAGCCGUCUUAAGCGCUCUGCCAACUCAUAUGGUUACACUGCUAUUUGGCAAGUUCAUCUUUAAAUGUAUUAAAGUACAUCUCUUCUGAUGUGCUAUUACUUAAAAAAAAAAAAAAGUUUAACUUGUUCAGAAUUACUGAGUAAUGCAUAUAUUACCAGAAGAGCAAACUAACUCUGAAAAACACAUUCCUAUGUAGAAUAUGCAUUCCAUAAGAAUGUUUGUUUCAACUGUUUUUAUAUUUCUAAAAUUUUAGAUUACUACAGUAUUCUUACAUUUCAGACUUUUAAAAAAAAAAAAAAAUCCGUGCUUAGAUUUAUACUGGAUCCAGUUUAGAUAUUUAUAGAGGUGACAUUUGCUUUAUAUUACUCAUUUAGUUUUCUUUAUACACAGGAAGAUCAUCAUUUUUACAAGACAACGGUUUUAAACCUCUCUUCACAGAAUACACAGGUUCCAAUAAAGUUGUUCUCUUGCAGCAAUAAUUUAAUGAUCUGUACUCUUGAGUACCAAUUCUUAUCCUCAACUUUGAUGAAAAUGACUCAGCUGCUGAGUUCAUUUCCCUUAAAUAUAUUAAUUUAAUAUAGCAUAUAAUGUAAAAAAAUGUGUAAGAGUUCCAGCUGGGUGCUGUUGAACUUUGAGAGAGAGCUCUACUGCAUAUCUGUGACAAUGCCUGGAGUACUUUCCAUGCAUCUCUUAUGUGGAGGCUUACUGCUCUCAAGUUCAAUUUGGAGCUGGAAGUUAUAUCAAGAGGAUUGAUGGUCCAUGUAAAGAGUGAAUAGGGGGAAAACGUGGACAGCUUAAAUAGUCAAAUCCCGUUAAUAGUUAACCAAAUUUCUCCUUUCUGAAAAAUGAAAGCGGGAGCAUUAAAAUUUCUUUAAAAUCUUGAAAAAGAUUUCUAAAGAAUAUCUCUAGUGUGAUCCAAAUCUCAGCAAGUCCACUAACUUUAAUGGAAGUUUUGCCUGAGGGCUUGACUACUCUUGGAAAUUUACCAAAAUAGCUAGCUAUUCCAGAAUGAAGAGUUAUACCAGAAUAGCUACUCUGCAAUAAUUAUUUUGGUAAAUUCCAAGUGUAGAAAAGCCCUGAAUAAGGAUUACAAGACUGGACUUUGUGAGAGGCUGUUGGUAAGACUUACAGAAAUAGGUCUAGAUAAGAACUAGUAAUUGAUUUGGGUUAAGUUAUUAUUGAAGUAUUUUUCCUGUAUAUACAAAGUGUUUUUCCUUCUGUUAUGUGUAGAUAGUUCAAUUCUUUUUUUUUAUAAUCCCCUGUGGGGGUUUUGUACAUACUUAGGUUGCAGUGUUUAUGUUAGGCUUUAAUAAACUUGUUUUGUAAUUUUCCCUCA
Terrapene triunguis (Three-toed box turtle) is the source of this 3577-nucleotide messenger RNA. RefSeq names its product myoneurin (gene MYNN). The transcript has 9 exons. Gene Ontology annotation, biological process: regulation of transcription by RNA polymerase II. Gene Ontology annotation, molecular function: DNA-binding transcription factor activity, RNA polymerase II-specific; RNA polymerase II cis-regulatory region sequence-specific DNA binding; protein binding. Gene Ontology annotation, cellular component: nucleus. Bases 89 to 1936 code for a protein of 615 amino acids. Lineage: Eukaryota; Metazoa; Chordata; Testudines; Emydidae. The record is from RefSeq and is a predicted model, not a curated record.